UGGCGCAUCCCAACCUUCUCCUCCUCCUCCUCCUCCUCCUCCUCCUCCUCGGCCCCGAUUAAACCUGUCUCCUACCCCGUGAAACCCGAAGACCCUUCCUCCCCCAACGAAGGCGACGACGCCGCCGCCGCAUCGACCUCCACCGCCCCCUCCCCCUCGCUUCCUCCUCGGCCUCCCCCGCGGAGGCCUCCGCGCCCCGAACCCCGGCCAUGGACGCGCGAGGACGCGCGGUUCGUGAAGGACGCGGCGGCGGGGGCGGCGAUCUCGCCGGUGUCGUACCCGGCGCGCGUGGGCGAGGAGGAGGAGAAGGGAGGGGAGGAGGAGCCACUGCAGAGGGAGGCGAGGAGGAUCGAGUCCGAUGCGAGGGUGAGGAGCUUCUUCGGGUUCCAGGAGGAGGAGGAGAAGGCGCCGUAUCCGACGCUGAUCAGGCCGGAGAAGAAGCCGCAGAAGGCGCCCAUGGAUUUGAUGGAGGCCAUUCGAGAAGUGAAGGCCAAUGCAAAACGUAACUUCAUCGAAACUCUUGAAGCUCAUGUUGUUUUGGGUGUCGAUCCACGUCGCGGCGAUCAGAUGGUGCGUGGUGCUUUGACACUGCCUCAUGGCACUGGAAAGACUGUUAGGGUAGCUGUAUUUGCUGAAGGGGUUGCAGCUGAUGAAGCGAGGGCUGCAGGAGCUGAUGUAGUAGGUGGUGAUGAACUUAUUGAGGAAAUAAGAACUGGAGGCGGUAAACUCAAUUUUGACAAGUGCAUUGCAACGCCAAUGUACAUGCCACGCCUUUCCAAGAUUGCUAGGAUCCUUGGUCCCCGUGGUCUGAUGCCGAAUCCCAAACUAGGAUCUGUGACAAGUGACGUUUCUGGGGCAGUUAAACAGGCAAAAUGCGGUCGAAUUGAUUUCAAAAUCGACAAAACUGCUAUAGUGCAUGCAGGCCUUGGAAAGGUUAACUUCUCUGAGGAGUAUUUGCGUGAAAAUAUUGGAGCGUUUGUACAUGCCCUUUUGCUUGCAAAGCCUGUGGGGCUAAAGAAAACUUCCAAGUAUGCUGGAUAUGUAAAGAACUUCACCUUGUGUAGCACAAUGGGACCUGGAUUUCCUGUUUCAAUUCAGUCACUAUCUGUUGCCGCCGAUCACUACAAUACACUUCAAGUCAAGUAGUAAUAACACAAGAUUACGGCAUUGGAGUAGAGUUAUCAGGCGGACUCGGAUGCAAUUUUGGUACCUGAAAUUAAAUGUUAACGGAACCUAUUUAAAUAGGUCGCCGAAUGAGUAACACAAAAUGAUGCUCCUGUAUUCUUCUGAGGUAUCGGCACUAUGAUCUUUUUUCUUCUGUUGUUACUUCCAACAUACACUUUGGGAACUCCUGAGGCAUGCAGGGCCAAGUUCUUUAGGUGCUCAUUCCUUACCAGUGAUGGAUGUUGCUCUAUGGCAAUGCCUGCUUAUUUGGCUAAUUGGCAAAUUCGUUCUGCAGUAAGCUCAUCUUGAAUGUUGUUGCUGUAAUUUAUCACUCAGAACCAGAUUCUGGUUUACCAAUAAAUUUGUAACCCAAGUUUGUGCUUCUGUUUAUUCUGUUGGUUUUUUGCUUGCUGACUGAUCGGAUGAUGGCGGAUUGAAAGAUCAGACAGGUCCAAAUAAGACAGAUAAUAUAGUUUAUUUUUGGUUUUA
Messenger RNA from Ananas comosus (pineapple), 1653 nucleotides. Its product is annotated as 50S ribosomal protein L1. NCBI's taxonomy places the organism in Eukaryota, Viridiplantae, Streptophyta, Magnoliopsida, Poales, Bromeliaceae. Gene Ontology annotation, cellular component: large ribosomal subunit. Gene Ontology annotation, molecular function: structural constituent of ribosome; RNA binding. Gene Ontology annotation, biological process: translation. The record is from RefSeq and is a predicted model, not a curated record.